AUGGGGUGGGAGAUGGCGUCGGUGACGAUGACGGCACGAUACCUGCUCGGCAAUGGCGCGGCGAAGGCGACGGCAGCAAGGGCAACGACGCCGGGUCUUCGCUUGGUUGGGUCGCGAUCGUCCGGGCCCCGGCGAGCUUCGUCGUCGUCGUCGUCGUCAUCGUCUUCACCUUCGUCGCCGGACGGAACGGCGUCGAAGCCGCAGAAGAAGAUCACGGACCGCCUGUCGGCCGUGAUCGACGCCGUCAAUGACCGCAAGCUUCCCCCCGAGCUCCGCGGUCGUCGCAACGCCGUCAGAUCGGAGACUGAUAUUGUGAACAUAGUGGAGCAAAGGAUAUGGCAUUCGAUGGAGGAAGGACAUUUUGAGAACUUACCUGGAAAAGGGAAACCCCUUGACCUGAGCGUAAAUCCACAUGCAGAUCCGGCAGAAGACACCUUGUAUCGGAUUCUUAAUAAGAAUGGUUGUGCUUCAGAGUGGGUAGAACUUAACAAGGAAAUAAGGAGUCCGAUGUCCAAUUGGCGGAGAGCGCUAAAGAAAGCAUGGAUGAGCAGAAGCAAUGGGAGUCGAUCUGAGUGGGACGAGCAUUCAGAGGCUUUGAAGGUGCAAAUGUGCAGCAUUAACGACAAGUGUGAUUUUUCUUGGUUCGGCUUUUCAUUAAGAGCUUUAAAAGCUGGCACCACCAUUUGCUUCUCUGUAUUCUCUACUGAUAGAAUGGAGGAGAUCAACAAGUGGAAUGACUGGCGAGAGGUGCUUUAGAAAAGGUUUCUGAAACAGUUACUUUGAGUGAGAAUGAACUUUUCUCAAUCCAACGGUCAUACGUCACAAGUAUGUAGCACAAGCUGUGUCAAAAGGAAACUCACAGAUUACAUAUGCAAUUCAUUUCCAAUCAAUUGACUGACACUUCUUCACUUUGUUAUACAGUGCAAGCUAAGGGACCAUUUCAGCUUCUAGUUUUCAGUCAAAUGAGAAUAUAUUGUUCUGCAAUUUUGGCAUAAUUCAUGCUGUGCUGAUCUUGAUAUUAAAAGCCUACUAUUGACGAGAGACUCCUUUGAGCUUGCUUGAUUUUCAAACUAAGAUUUGCUUGGCGACUGAGUGAUGCUGCCCACCAUUUGUAAGGAAAUGCACGGCUGGUCGCUGGGUUCUGCAGAAGAAUGGCAAAAACCAGGCUGAAAAACUAUACAUAUCUUCUUGCAGGUUCAUCAUCUUGUGUUUUCAAAUUUCCCUGUUCUGAGUUCCUAAGUAUCGAACUGCUUAGGUGGGGGAAAGAAGUUUUCGGAAUGUGACAGAAAUAGGAAAAAAUAGUGUCCAGGCUUGUGGAGAACAUCCAAUUACUAUUUUUCGUAGAGAAGUAAAAACUGAGCUAAAAGAUUAAAGAGUUUCCUUAUUUUACAAAUUUUCAACAAGCUAAAGGCGAUUUUUAUGUUUCACCGUUUUCAAACUGUAUUAAGAAUUAUGACAAGAAGAGGAAUACUAGAUCAAGAAAUUUGUGAAAUAUGUAUUUUUUAUUAUUUUAUUUUAUGGAAUGGUUGUCUGAGCUAUAGUUAGUAAAAGAUAUAUGGAGAAGGGUACUGGAAACCAUGAAUUAUACUGUUUUAUAGAGAUAUGAAAAAUUGAGAAGUAGAAAAUCAUCUUUAGGGAUUUACUUAGUGAAAAAAAAAGUUUAGAAGUAUUCUCAGGAAUCUGAUUCAUCUUGAGUGAUCCUUUUUGUACUUUGAAAGAAUGAUUCGUGGCUUGAAGUAAUCUUCAAAUCCCAAAAGCAAUUCCACUGGAAGGAUUUGACUCUGAAUGGCUCACCAUGUGUCCAGCGCCGAGAAUCCAGUAAAAGAAGAGGUUCCUGUGGGAUCUCACGAAUCCUUUCGUCCCCGUAAAGCCUUUUCCACAGUACAGAGGAGCACGGUCCUCGCUCAGGAAACUGCUCAGAUCAUCCCACCUGCGUAUUACAAGGCGAAUUUGAGGGACCAUCUUCGAAAUCAAGAAUCCGAGUCAAUGUCUGGGGGUGUGUUUUGUUGAAAAGGAGUCAUUACUUGAGCUUACUGAGCCAUGCUUCUGCUCCUUUUGUUGCACAUAUGAGAUCUAGCUGCAGCAUUAGGAAGUCGUCCAUAUGAGAUUAUGGGGAGCCAAGAUCAGUUGGCGACCGGACUGCGUGAAGCGCAUGGAAAAAGUUCAUGGAAAAACCCCGACCUGUCCAUUGUAAAUGGUGACGUUUAUGCCUUUGGCUAAAAGCUUGUCCGCCUGAGAAAAUUUCUCGACA
This is a messenger RNA of Eucalyptus grandis, 2251 nucleotides long. RefSeq lists its product as uncharacterized. Bases 1 to 756 code for a protein of 251 amino acids. The record is from RefSeq and is a predicted model, not a curated record. Lineage: Eukaryota; Viridiplantae; Streptophyta; Magnoliopsida; Myrtales; Myrtaceae. The transcript has 5 exons.